AUGCGCUUCGAACUCUCGAGCUUGGCACUUUUUGCCGGAGUUUCUCUGGCAGCUUCUCUCCCUAACACUACAACCUACGAGCGGGAGAUGCGCAGCCUCGAUGAGAUCUAUCAAGCAGCUUUGGCCGAAGGUGGCGUUGUCACUCUUUGGCAUGGCGGCGACGAGAAGACUCAGCAAAACAGUCUGAAGAGUGCCUUUGAGGCACGGUUCCCUAACAUGACACUCAAUGUCACCGUCGACCUGUCGAAGUACCAUGAUGUCAACCUUGACGCACAAUUGGCUGCCGAUAAUGUUUACGUCGACAGCAUCAUCCUGCAGACGCUUCACGACUACCCACGAUGGAAGAAGCAGGGCGCUUUGAUGAACUACGCUCCGUUGAACUUCGACAAGAUCUAUCCUGUGUUCAAGGACGCAGAUGCGGCUUACAGUGGACUGCUUAUUUUUGACUGGGGUAUCUCUGCCAACAUGAACAAAACGAGCACGAUGCCUACUUCGUACCAAGACUUCACAAAGCCCGAAUACAAGGACAAGAUCGUUCUGACCUACCCCAAUGACGAUGAUGCUGUCUUAUACCAGUUCGAACUGAUCAUCGAAGAGCUCGGUGAGGAAUGGUUCAACGCCCUGCUCGCCAACAACCCCCGCUGGGUGCGCGGUACCGCAACUCCCGGCACACUCAUCAAGGCUGCCAACAGCAGCAGCGCGGUGACCUUUACCUCGGGGUACUCAUUCGCAGACCGGCCGCCAGUCAAGUAUGCGCUUCCCAGCGACGCCAAAUUCGUCUCUUGGGCUCAGACUGGCGCCAUCCUAAAGAAAGCACCCCACCCUGAAGGCGCAAAGCUGCUCCACAGCUUCAUGCUCAGCGACGAGAACCAAUCUAGCCGUGGCUGGAGCGUCCGUGAGGACAUCGCAGCACCAGAAGGCGCCGAGACGAUCCUGCAGCAGCCCGGUACGGAUGCGCCUGCGUUUGCUGAGUUCAUGGCAGACCGUGGUCAUGUUGAGAGGCGGAGGGACUUUUAUGAGAUCAGGAUUGGUACCGCGCAGGGCCUUAGCCCGCUCAUUGACGACUUGUGA
Molecule: messenger RNA, 1071 nt
Organism: Alternaria ventricosa
Lineage: Eukaryota; Fungi; Ascomycota; Dothideomycetes; Pleosporales; Pleosporaceae
Exons: 3
Coding region: 1-1071 (356 amino acids)
Source: RefSeq, a predicted model, not a curated record